This is a messenger RNA of Dendronephthya gigantea, 4519 nucleotides long. RefSeq lists its product as uncharacterized. The transcript is spliced from 12 exons. Bases 998 to 4459 code for a protein of 1153 amino acids. Gene Ontology annotation, molecular function: oxidoreductase activity, acting on CH-OH group of donors; flavin adenine dinucleotide binding. Lineage: Eukaryota; Metazoa; Cnidaria; Anthozoa; Malacalcyonacea; Nephtheidae. The record is from RefSeq and is a predicted model, not a curated record.
AUAUAAAGAAAAGUUAACGUUGUUUUAAUCUUAGGCCCGGAAUGUCUUAGUUUGAAAUUAAAAAUGGACUCUUUAAGACUUAAUGGAAAAAAAGAAUACCAGGCCCCUGCCUGAAACGAUCAACUUUAUCCAUAUAGAUUAUACGUAGAAUUAAAUGAAAUCUAAAAAUUUUGCAAAUAAUGAAAUUAACUGUCCUAAUAUGUAUAUAUUUGUAAGUACAACAACUCCACACAAGAGGCAUCUUUGUUACUGUUUCGUUUCGUAAUAGAUCUGCGCCACACAUACAAUUAUUCUGACUCUCUAAUAAGUGAUACGUCUCAUUAUGAGAAACUAAAUGCCAAUGAAGAUGCUUAAUGGAUCUACGAAUUCGUUGUGUUUUAGCUUUUAAUUAUGCUCUGAAUGGCAUUGAUCACUUUGCCAAAGGGUUUUGUAAACAACAACUAACAAUUUUAUAUUCCUGUUUCAAGAAAUUCCAUAAUUUCUCGGCAUGGAUUGUGGCAUAUCCGCUGUAAGAAAAUCCAGCCUAUAGCAUUGCCAUGCAUUAGGGGGAAAGAGCUUUUGCUUGCAUGGACCCGCUUAUUUUCCAAGAAGAUGGAAACGCAAAUCUCCUGAUCAGGUGCACGCAGCAUCAAAAAAUCAGGAACUCGUUUAAAAAGUUCACACAUCCGGUCAUUUCAAAUGAAAACUAAGGCAUCAAGAAAUUCAGACGUCCGGUCAUUCUGAAUUUAAAGCACAUAAGUAGCCCUAAAUCUUGUCUCCAAAACCCCCGACUUGAAUUACUUCUGUAUUUUUUGUCAUUACUUCUGCACGCAUUACUUCUGUAUUCAAACUAGACUAGCAUGCUCAGUUGAACUUCGCGAUGCUUUGCCUUAUUAAAUCUGAAGCUAAUACAGCAUUGACUUUCUUAAAAUAUUUUGUCAUUAGAAUAUAGUUAUCCCAAUUCCCACAGAAAAUUGAUUUCAGGGAAAAAUAUAAUUGCAUUUUAUGUAGUGCAAGCAUGGAUCCCUCAAAGACGAAAUUUCCUCGACUUUCUUCACCUGCCGCUGGAAUAAAACCUCAUUAUGACGUGGUGGUCGUGGGCUCAGGAUAUGGAGGUUCUAUCGCAGCGUGUCGGGCUGCAAGCGCUGGUAAAUCAGUCUGCUUGUUAGAAAAAGGCAAAGAGUGGUCACCUGGCGAGUUUCCCGAGACAUUCUUGCAUGCAGAACGUGAUUUGCACAUGCAUUUUGGAAGUCACAAGUUUCAUUCAGGCAAACCAUACGGCUUGUAUGAAGUAUACGUGGGUGAUCACGUAAGCGUCCUGCAAGGUUGUGGGCUCGGUGGUGGUUCUCUCAUCAAUGCAAAUGUUGCUCUCGAUGCUGAGCCUGCAGUGUACCAAAAACCACACUGGCCAGUGGAAUUUAUCAAUGAUGUUGAAACCUUGAUGAAAACUGACCGAACACACGUGGUUGACAUGCUCAAACCUACACCCUACCCGGAUUCCUAUCCCCAAUUGGCUAAAAUUGAACGCAUGCAAGAGGGAUUUGCGGUGUUUGAUAUUGAAGACCUGCACAAGCAUUUUUAUAAAACACCAAUUUAUGUGACAUUUGAGGAUAAAGAAAAGAAUCACGUCGGAGUCCCACAGCCUAAAUGUACUGCGUGUGGAAAUUGUUGUGGCGGAUGUAAUGUCGGAGCAAAGAAUACAUUGAAUAUGAAUUACAUCGCUGAAGCUAAAGCGUACGGAGCUGAGAUUUAUACAAAGAUAGAGGUGAUGUCGAUUGCGCGCGAAUCAAACUCGAACGAAUGGUUAGUUCAUUACAAACGAUUGGUGAAAGGAAGCUUUGAAGUGGCUGAGGAAAUCAUCGGGGCGAAUCAUGUGAUCCUAGGAGCUGGGGCACUGGGAUCCACUAAAGUCUUGCUUCGUUCAAAAGAACGUGGUUUAAAUAUUUCACACGCGAUUGGAACUCGAUUAUCAACAAACGGCGAUAUGCCUGCGUUCAGCUACGAUGGAGCAAAGGAGACAAAUUCCAUUGGUGUUAAAACAAAAGAUCUGAUUGGUCCAAACAAGAAAGUAGCUCCAGGCCCUAGCAACACGACUGUGAUUGAUUUGAGAAGACGAAGUGGAAAAAAGGAGGCUGGUUUUGUUAUUGAAGAUUUUACGCCGCCUUCAUCAGUGGGUAGUGUUUAUUCUAUUGUUCUCACCGCAGCUGCUAAGCACGGGAUUGAUAUCACUUGUGAGGCCAUGGACAACUCAAUGACAUUUCUUGGGAUGUGUCGUGACGGCGCCCGUGGUAAAGUCAACUACCAUUCGAAAACAGAUGACAUCAGCAUCAGUUAUGAAGACGUUGAAGAUGAACCAAACUUCAAUGUUGUCAAUGCAGCUGUUAGGAAAGUCGCGGAAAAGUUGGGGGGUACGUUUGUGGAAAAUCCUUCAUGGAGCAAAUAUCUUGGAAAAAGUAUCAUCACUGUUCAUCCAUUAGGCGGGUGUCGUAUGGCGGAGUCUGGUGAAACUGGUGUGGUCAAUCAUGCUGGACAGGUAUUUAAAGGUGACUCAAAGGAAGUCUUAGAAGGUCUGUAUGUAGUAGAUGGUGCUGUUAUUCCAACCUCUGUGGGAGUUAACCCAACCUUGACUAUUUCGUGUGUCGCUGAACGGUGUAUGCGACUCCUAGCUAAGAGAGAAGGAUGGCACAUCAAUUAUAAUUUUAAACAUCUUGGUGAAAAUGAGUUCGUUCAACAAAAGCCAGGAAUUUGCUUCACCGAGAAAAUGGUAGGGGAGUUUCAAGAAAAUAAAAACCAAGAUGAAAAAACAUCGUGUGAAUUUACUUUGACAAUUGAGUCGAAUGAUGUUGAGGCGAUGAUAAAAUUUGAUCCAGAUCAUACUGCUGAGAUCAGUGGGACAGUCACGUGUCCAGCUCUUUCAUCAUCGCCGCUAUCAGUUUCAGAAGGUCGCUUCCAACUUUUCAGUCCAGCUGAAAACGACACGAAAAAAAGUCCGUCGAAACAAAUGAUCUACAAAAUGAUUUUGAAUGACCAGAGCAGCACUACCACCUACUCCUUCGAUGGUGUCAAGCAUAUUCACAAAAAUCAUUUUUGGAAUAUUGGUCUUCAUGACACCACUGUUCUCUUUGUUAAAGUUUACAGGGGAGCGAAUUUCUCUGGUGAGAUUAUUGGUACCGCAAAACUGUAUAUUACCAUUCCAAAUUUUGCAAAGCAGCUGGCAACAAUGGAGAUCACCCACACUCAAAGUGUUCGUGAGAAAGCAUAUUGGCUUUCGAAAUUUGGAAAGUUUUUUGCAAGGACGCUAUGGGAUGUAUAUGGACCUGGGGUUCGGGCACAUAAUAUCGAUUAUGAUGACGAGGAUCAACCCCCAAGACAGAAAAGAUCUCUGAAACUGAAAGGGUGUACACCUGUUGUUUACGAAGUUAUGACAAAAGAUGAGUUUCAGAUUCUUGUGACUCGUUACCAAGGAGGCUCGAAAGGACCGGUCGUUAUGUUUCAUGGGGCAGGCGUGAGCAGUGAAAUAUUUUCAUUGGAUAGCAUUGACACAAAUCUUUUGGAAUAUUUACUGCAAUUUGGAUAUGACGUUUGGUUGGUCGACUGGCGUACUUCAUGUAACCUUCCAUUAAUGGUCGAAAAGAGAUACACUCUAGAUGACUGUGCAGCAUAUGAUUAUCCGGCGGCUAUUGAUAAAGUACUGGAAAUUACUAAGAAGAAAACUGUCCAAAUUGUAGCACACUGUGCAGGAUCUCUCGUUCUUUUUGCGUCUCUUCUCUCAGGUGCUUUGGAAGGCAAAGUUAGAAAUGUCGUCGCUAGUCAGGUGGCAGCAAAUCCCAUACCAGCACCAUUCAAUUCAUACAAGUCUAGUUUGCGUUUGCCAGGAUUUGCUCACUUUAUCGGGUUGAAUGGUUUGACCGUUGAUACAAGUGCGCAUGCGUCGUUCUUUGGUCGAAUAUUUAAUGGUUUCUCGGGGGCAGUUGUUAAUCAUCUUGUCCUGCCAAGGAGUGAACGUUGUCAAAGCCGUGUUUGUCAUAGAAUCACAUUUAUUUAUGGUUUGCUAUGGGAGCACGCGAAUCUGACAGAGUUGACACAUGGUACUUUGCACGAGUUCUUUGGCUACGUAACAACUUUGGUUAGUGCUCAAUUGGCGUUGACAAUGAGAUGGCAAAAGUUGGUAUCUUCUUCGGGAGAAGACAUUUAUCUGCCCGACAGUGACAAAGGUUUAAAGUCGCCACUAUACAAGGAACAUAUUAAUCGUCUCAAUUUUCCAAUACGCUUCAUCGUAGGUGAAAAGAACAGCUGUUACCUGCCUGAAAGUACACUAACUACAUUAAACCUCGUUAAAGAAGCUCAUCCGCACCAAAACUACUCCAGGAUAACAAUUCCUGAUUACGGGCAUCUUGAUUGCAUUUAUGGAAAAGAUGCAGUUCAUGAUGUAUUUCCUCACAUAAAGGAAUCACUGGAACAGUAUGCAGAAGAUAACUGAAAAAACUCUGAACUACAUAGUUUUUUUAAACAUCAUAAACCAAGUCCUUAUUAAAAUGAG